CGUUUAUACACUAGCCUCGAGCUAUCUUUUAUUGUACUCUGUAGACCUUGCUUUAUUCUUCUACUUGACUUCUUUCUGUAAAUGGCAAACAACGGCCACUCUGCUCACCACCUACAGAAUGGUCCCAACAGGGGCCAUGCUGAUGAAUGGAAGCGUCAACUGGCACUUCCUGAAAAAGACACUCGUCCUCAAACCCAAGAUGUCACUGCAACUAAAGGAAAUGAAUUUGAAGACUACUUUUUGAAGCGUGAACUCUUGAUGGGAAUUUUCGAAGCCGGGUUUGAACGACCAUCUCCGAUUCAAGAAGAAUCCAUUCCAAUUGCACUCGCUGGUCGAGAUAUUCUUGCUCGUGCUAAAAACGGAACUGGAAAAACUGCUGCUUUUGUCAUUCCUGUGCUGGAAAAAAUCAAUAUCCAAAAAAGCCAUAUUCAAGCUCUACUUUUGGUUCCUACAAGAGAGCUGGCAUUGCAAACCUCGCAGGUCUGCAAACUUUUAGGAAAGCAUAUGAAUGUUCAGGUCAUGGUUUCAACGGGCGGUACCACUUUAAAAGACGAUAUUUUGCGACUAGGACAAACCGUACAUAUUCUUGUAGCUACACCGGGCCGAGUUCUGGAUCUUGCAGGCCGAGGUAUUGCCAAUCUUUCCCAAUGCCAAACCUUUGUCAUGGACGAGGCAGACAAACUUCUUUCUCCUGAAUUUGCUCCGAUUAUCGAGCAGCUUAUUGCUUUCUGUCACAAGUCGCGCCAAAUCUUUUUAUUCUCAGCCACAUUUCCUAUGAUGGUGAAAACCUUCAAGGACAAGUUUCUUCAAAAGCCUUACGAAAUCAAUCUUAUGGAUGAGUUGACGCUUCAUGGUGUUACUCAAUACUAUGCGUAUGUGGAGGAAAGGCAAAAGGUUCAUUGUCUCAACACCCUAUUUUCCAAGUUGCAAAUUAAUCAAUCGAUCAUUUUUUGUAAUUCUACCAGCCGGGUAGAGUUGUUGGCACGAAAAAUCACAGAGCUCGGAUACUCUUGUUUUUAUAUUCAUGCUCGUAUGAUGCAGAGUCAUCGAAACCGUGUUUUCCACGACUUUAGGAGCGGCAAGACUCGCCAUCUUGUGUAUCUGUUGACACGUGGUAUUGAUAUUCAGGCCGUUAAUGUCGUCAUUAACUUUGAUUUUCCAAAGAAUGCAGAAACAUAUCUGCAUCGUAUUGGCCGCUCUGGCCGGUUUGGUCACCUCGGACUUGCCAUCAAUUUGAUUACUUAUGAUGACAGGUUUAGUUUGUACAAAAUUGAGCAAGAGCUGGGUACCGAAAUUACACCUAUUCCACCUGUUAUUGACAAGUCUCUGUAUGUGGCACCAGAUGCGUAG
Messenger RNA from Batrachochytrium dendrobatidis JAM81, 1350 nucleotides. RefSeq names its product DExD/H-box ATP-dependent RNA helicase DHH1. The record is from RefSeq and is a predicted model, not a curated record. Gene Ontology annotation, cellular component: cytoplasmic stress granule; P-body. Gene Ontology annotation, biological process: P-body assembly; cytoplasmic stress granule assembly; negative regulation of translation. NCBI's taxonomy places the organism in Eukaryota, Fungi, Chytridiomycota, Chytridiomycetes, Rhizophydiales. The transcript is spliced from 6 exons. Bases 82 to 1350 code for a protein of 422 amino acids. Gene Ontology annotation, molecular function: ATP binding; mRNA binding; RNA helicase activity.